Linepithema humile (Argentine ant) is the source of this 2810-nucleotide messenger RNA. Lineage: Eukaryota; Metazoa; Arthropoda; Insecta; Hymenoptera; Formicidae. The record is from RefSeq and is a predicted model, not a curated record.
GUAAACUCGACACGGAGUCAGUUUGCAGAUAAUCGCUUCAUAGAGAAGCCAGAUGUCUCUCCGCUAAACGAGUAGUUGUGAAAAAAGGAAGUCUCAUCCGGAAGCGAAUUAGAAUAGAUCAUCUAGUUAAUGAAGUAAUUUUUCAAUUCACUGACCAUGUAAGAUCGCAUUAUACAUAAUUUGAAAGUAUUUUAAUAUCACUUAGCAUCUUUUAUGCAAUUUUAAACAUCUGACAUUUACGAUUCUUAAAAACGUAAAAUUUGCAAGUACGUAAUUCUCUCGGAAAGUUUGAUUGAAUUUAUUUUAAUCGCGAGUCAGUUACCGCAGUGAUUUGUGCAGUGAUAAACCGAAGAAAUCAAUGGUCAGCAAACUUCGAGUUUGCAGUUUAUUGUCUACUAGCAACAACAGAUACAGAAGUCGCUGCAGUGACUUUCUCGUGCACGUGAUCCGCAAGAGUGGAAUAAUCUGCGUAACAGACGUAGCAGCCUAUACUACUCGACAAAAGAGAAGACGAAGAGAGGCAGAGGAAUCCCGCAGGAAGAAAUGAGAGAGACGGCCGGGGCGUUCCGACCAGAAAUAGAAAAGCGGCACACGACGAGAGCCGCCGAGUGUCAGCCAAGAUAGUGUGUUCCAUGUGAAUGUCCCUUCGCUGAUUCCGGCCUCGGCCAGGCCUGGUAGUUCGCGUCGAAGCAUGCCGCGCAGCGUCCCGAUGAGAUCUUCCCUGAAGAGCCGCGACUCGUCGUCGACGUCGACCGGCGUCGACCCGCGGGAGCGCGUCAAAGACUGCUGCCGGAAGCUGGUGGCCUUCAUGUGCACCCAAGUCGGCGUGGGUGGACUGGUGGUCGGCUACGCCAUCGUGGGCGCCUUUGGCUUCAUGAUGAUCGAGACCCAGGUCGAGCAGCCGGCGGCGGAGUGCUGGCGCGAACACGUUCGCAUGGAGUACGCCAACGAGCUGUGGUUCAGCACCGCCAGCAAUCAAUCGGUCAACGUGUUCAACCGCACCGCCUUCCGCGCGGUGUCCAACAGCAUCCUGCGGCGCUACCAGGACAACAUCACCAGCAUCCUGCGCCAUGAUAACUGCGGCGAUUCCGCGCCGGCCGACCUCUGGUCAUUCCCGGCGGCGUUGAUGUUUUGCUUGUCGGUGUUCACGAUGAUCGGCUACGGCAGCCUGGUGCCCAAGACCCAGUGGGGCAAAGGCGCCACCGUGGUCUACGCGGUGGUGGGCAUCCCGCUGUACGUGUUGUACUUCCUCAACAUGGGCCAGGUGCUCGCGGAGACCUUCCGUUGGUUGUACACGCGAGUGUACGAGUGCACCGGCCAGCGGAAGCCCGGACAAAGGGUCACGGUGCCGUCAACCGCCUGUCUGUGGGUGAUAAUCGGCUACGUCGUCGCUGGCUCGAUCAUGUUUGCCGCGUGGGAGGGUUGGGACUACUUGGACAGCGCUUAUUUCUGCGUCACCUCGCUCUGCAAGAUCGGCAUGGGCGAUCUGGUGCCCGGCUGGAACCAGGACGAUUCCACGGAGAGCAGCCAGACGAAACUCAUCAUUAAUUUCGUGUAUUUAUUGCUGGGAAUGGGUCUGAUCGCCAUGUGCUACAAUCUGAUGAAGGAGGAUGUAUACGUGAAAGCUCGGGAGCUCAAAGGACAGCUGAACCAAGCGAUGGACGCGGCCCAUUAUAAAAUGGUGACGUGUUGCAAGUCGGAGCCAGAGGAGUGAGAAGUCGAGGAAAGGCUACGAGAUGUAUCGAAGCUAUGAGUAACGGCAAAAUCUAUUGUGACGUGUAAGGCGAUAGUAAGAUAACAGAAAGCGAGAACACGCUAAUUCUUAUCGAGGAAGAAACUCGAAACAAUCAAAAAUACUCAGAGAAAAGUUAUAUAAAUAUGUAUAGAAAAAAAGAGGAUAAAAUCGUAUCGAAAAUGGAAACAUGUUGCAUCAUUGCAUAAAUGUAAAUGUUAUCAUAAGUGCAGAUUAUCGUUAAAAAUACCGGCCGGCGAUUAAAUAUAAUUUGUAGUUCAUAGUGCGUCUUUCAUCGCUAUCUUAACAUUGAGAGAUUUAUUAGUCUAGUUUUUAGUAUGAAAAGAGAGACUGGCUCUCGUUGUAUACAAGUUGUACGAAUUUCAGUUGUACGAGUGUUAUAUAAUUUGUGAAAUUUUCUAUUUUAUAUAAUUAGUGGAAAUCAGAAAGACAAAUAGAAGUUAUAGAAUAAGUUCUAUGAGUUAACCGUGAAAAUUUUUUGCUACAUUAUUGUAUAACAUUAAUAUAAUUGUUAAAGUUAUAAGAUUGUUUUAGUGAGUUGUUUCAGAAAGUUUGAAGAUAAAUUUUAUCAUCUGUUUGAUAGUAAAAUUCGAGUCGUGAUUUAUAGCUGUUUCAAUAACAGUUUUGACAUCAUCGUAAAUCAAAAUUGAUAUCAUAUCAAGUCACCUGUACUUAUAAUUAAUGUGGGGUGAUAACGUGCAAGCAUUUACACAUUAAUUACUAAAUAAUCAUUACUUUGCAAAUUAUUCGAGAUUAUCGCGAGACAUUAUUUACAUUUCUAGAAGUUAAUAAUUCUGCAAGACUAUGUAAGUUUACAUUUUAGCGAACUGUUUCCUGAGAUUGAAAACGUGUCGUUAAAAUGUAAACUUAUACAUAUAACGUAGAACAACUGUAGAACUAUCAACUAUUCUAUAAAUAGUAAUGAAACAAUUUUUUAAACGUAUAAGACAUAAAAACGGUAAAAAAAGAUCGACAAUUUCUGAAAUGUAUUUAAUUUGAAAUUUGAUAUUUUUAUUGAAACAUUAAUUAAUACUAAUUAUUAUUUCACUAUUAGCUA